CUCUCUCUUAUUAGUUAUUAUUUGAAUUAAGAGCUGUUUGCUUCUCUCCUCUUCUUAAACCAUAAAAGAUAAAAGGUACAUCAAGAAAAAGCGGACACUAAAUAUCGGCAAUGAUAUAUCGAUUCUGGGGAUUGUAACGCCCGAAAUUCUCUAUCUCUCGGUUAUCUUCCAUGGGUAACGGUUGCGGGAAGCUUGGCACCUCCUGCUUCCUCGGCGCCGGUGGAGUUCGCCGCGGUCAUGACAUAGCCGAGCCUCUCGAUGAAGGUCUUGGUCACUCCUUCUGCUACGUUCGCCCCGAUCCCUCUCGUCUCUCCUCCUCCAAGGUUUACUCCGAGGAGACCACCACCUUUCGAUCCAUCUCUGGCGCUUCUGUAAGUGCUAACACGUCUACCCCUCUCUCUACAGCUUUUGUUGAUCUCUAUUCCUAUAACAGUCUUGAUCGAGCUGCCGCUUUUGAAAGCUCUACCUCCUUUGCUUUCAUUCCCCUGCAACCUAUUCCUCGCUAUCUCAUGAAUUCUGGCCCAUUGUCCGGAAAUUUCGGGGGAGUUAUGGGUUCCGGUCCCCUUGAUAGGGGAUUUUUAUCUGGUCCGAUCGAGAGAGGCUUUAUGUCUGGACCUCUUGAGCGUGGCUUGUUUUCAGGUCCUCUGGAUAAGGGGUCUGAUCAGUUUCAGAGGAGCUUCUCUCAUGGGGGUUAUGCGUUUAGACCAAGAUUCAAAAAGGGGUCUCUGAUUCAGGUUCUCCGGCAGGCCAUCGCAAAGACCAUCAGUCGUGGUCAGAACUCCGUGGUUGCCCCGGUCAAAGGGGUCGUCUCCGUCAAAGAAUCUGAUUGGGUUGUUGGGUCGGAGAAGAACGGGGAGAACCUCACCGUCAGUAGCACAAAUUUGAGCAGCGAAGGGAGCUUGGAUGACGACUAUUCUUUCGAAAGCCAGAAUCUUCAAUGGGCUCAAGGGAAAGCCGGGGAAGAUCGAGUCCAUGUUGUGAUCUCCGAGGAACACGGGUGGGUUUUCGUCGGGAUUUAUGAUGGAUUCAAUGGCCCUGAUGCGCCCGAUUAUCUUCUCUCUAAUCUCUAUUCUGCUGUGCACAAGGAGCUCAAGGGGUUAUUAUGGGAUGACAAGUAUGAAUCUCCUUCCACCAUCACCCCCGCCUCCCCCACUCCCGUAGCCACGGGUCCUAAUGUGGAAAAGGAUGCUACGGCUACCUCUCAUACAUCCACAUCCGACGAGUCUGAUCAGGGUAGGGUAUGCGAUCGAACGGCUGCUGGUUGCUCUCACUGUGUGGAGCCGGAAAAUUAUCCGUCUCCGUCUGGUGUUGAAGAUGCUAAUUCGAAUCCCAAGAGAAGUCGUCGUAGGAACUCGAAGAACAGGUAUAAAGGGGCAGCGAAGAAAUGGGAGGAGAGUCAGAGGAGGUGGAAGUGUGAAUGGGACAGAGAGAGGUUGGAGCUUGAUCGGAAGCUCAAGGAACAGUUGAGUCGUUCUAAUUCACAGGGAUCGGCGGAGGCGGCUAUUAAUCACUCGGACGUCUUAAAAGCUCUUUCUCAAGCUUUGAGAAAGACGGAGGAAGCCUAUUUAGAUAUCGCGGAUAAGAUGGUAAUGGAAAAUCCGGAGCUGGCUCUGAUGGGUUCAUGUGUUCUGGUAAUGUUAAUGAAAGGAGAAGAUGUCUACUUGAUGAAUGUGGGUGAUAGUCGAGCGGUAUUAGCUCAUAAAGCAGAGCCCGACCUUUGGCUAGGAAAAGCCCGGCAGGACUUGGAACGGAUCAAUGAGGAAACUCUGUAUGAUCUUGAAGCAUCUGGUGGUGAUCGAUUCGACACAUUAUCCAACUUAGCUGCCUUUCAGCUCACUAUCGACCACAGUACUUCUAUCGAGGAGGAAGUCCAGAGAAUAAAGAACGAACACCCAGAUGAUGCUUCUGCUGUCACAAAUGACCGCGUGAAAGGUUCCUUGAAGGUCACACGGGCUUUUGGCGCUGGCUUUCUGAAACAGCCCAAAUGGAACAAUGCACUUCUGGAGAUGUUCAGAAUUGACUAUGUAGGAACUUCCCCAUACAUCACCUGUUCCCCAUCUCUCUAUCACCAUAGAGUGGGCCCUAAAGACAGGUUUUUGAUACUGUCAUCCGAUGGACUCUACCAAUACUUCACCAAUGAAGAGGCUGUGUCUGAAGUUGAACUUUUCAUUGCUUCAUGGCCCGAAGGGGAUCCCGCACAACACCUUGUUGAAGAAGUCCUAUUUCGUGCAGCAAAGAAAGCUGGUAUGGACUUUCAUGAGUUGCUAGAAAUACCACAGGGGGAUCGUCGGCGGUACCAUGAUGAUAUCUCUAUCAUUGUUAUUUCGUUGGAGGGAAGGAUAUGGCGGUCGUGUGUGUAAACAGAAAAUAUAUAUAUAAUAUAAUAUAAUAUAAUAUAUAUAUAUAGAGAGAGAGAGAGAGAAUCCACAGAAAACAAAAACCAGGCUUUUUUGUUUCUUUAUUUCAUUUUUAAUUUCUUUCCUUUUUUUUUCUUCCCGUUCACCUUUGUAACAUACUUUGAACAACUGCGGAGAGAGACAGAGAGACUAGUUGUGACUUGUGUAUCAGGUGGUGGGAAAACUGUAAAGGUGUACAAGCUGCUGCAUUUUAAUUUUAAGCUGCCAUAGAUACUUGUAAUUUUCUAAUAAAUGGUGCUCCUCCAAGGAGUUCCAUUAUGCAAAUUAAUAACUAAAAGAGCAAUGCCUUGGCCUCGAAUCUUUCAA
Molecule: messenger RNA, 2723 nt
Organism: Nelumbo nucifera (sacred lotus)
Lineage: Eukaryota; Viridiplantae; Streptophyta; Magnoliopsida; Proteales; Nelumbonaceae
Product: putative protein phosphatase 2C 4
Biological process (GO): protein dephosphorylation
Molecular function (GO): protein serine/threonine phosphatase activity
Source: RefSeq, a predicted model, not a curated record